GACGGGGGCGGGCAGCGGAGCCGCCGCGUCUGCGGGAGCCGCCGCCGCCGCCCCGCCGGGCCGCGCCGGGCAGCGCAGCGGGAGCUCAGCGGGAGCGCAGCGGGAGCGGCCGGAACGCGGAGCGCGGCGGCGGCAGCGGGCCCCGGCGGAGCCGCCGACACCGGCAGAGCCGCGCCCCGGGCCCCGGCAGCGGCCGCCCCGCCCGGCCCCCGGGGGCGCUGGCCCCGGCCCGGCCCGGCCAUGCUCGGGCUGGAUGUGUGCGAGGCCGGCGGGCAGCUGCUGGAGCUGCUCUGGCUGGCGCUAUGCUACCGAGACAUCAUGGCUGACAAGGAGGGGGUGACGCUAUCGCUGGAGGAGGAGGAGGAUGCCGACGUGGCCCUGGCGUACAAGACGCCGGAGAAGAAGAGCCUGCGGGAGAUCCAGGAGCUGGACCCGGGGGACGAGAGCCUGCGGAAGUACAAGCAGGCGCUGCUGGGUACCAUCCCCGUGGCCGUGGAUGCCAGCGUGCCCAAUGUGCAGGUGACGAAGCUCACCCUGAUGUGUGAGCAGGCGCCAGGGCCCAUCACCAUGGACCUGACAGGAGACCUGGAGGUGCUGCGUGGCCGAGCCUUUGUGUUGAAGGAAGGGGUGGACUACAGGGUGAAGGUGUCCUUCAAGGUCAACAGGGAGAUCGUCUGCGGGCUGCGGUGCCUGCACCUCACCUACCGCCGGGGCCGGCCCGUGGACCGCGAUGUCUUCAUGGUGGGCAGCUACGCGCCGCGGGCCGAGGAGUACGAGGUGGUGACGCCGGCGGAGGAGGCGCCGCGGGGCUGGCUGGCGCGGGGCUCCUACCGGGUCCGCUCCCUCGUCACCGACGACGACAAGAUGGAGCAUCUGUCCUGGGAGUGGGGCCUCUGCAUAAGGAAGGCCUGGGAGGACUGAACCCCCCGUCCACACCCCGGUUCCCCCCCCCCGCCAGCUCGGGGACGCGGUGCCUGCCAGCCCUGGGGACCCCGCUCCGGCACCGCCGCUGUGUGGGGUCGGGGGGUCCAUGGGCAGCAGGCGCUCGCGGUCGCGGUCUUCGCAACCAAAGUUCUUUUUAAUUGCUGUUUUUAUUUAACCCCCGGUCCCCAUCGCCGGGGCUGGGCCGCGACCCUGCCGCGGCAGCGCCUGGCCGGAGGCUGCGCUCUUCCAUCGCCAUUAAACCCCACAGACUGGUC
Molecule: messenger RNA, 1199 nt
Organism: Melopsittacus undulatus (budgerigar)
Lineage: Eukaryota; Metazoa; Chordata; Aves; Psittaciformes; Psittaculidae
Gene: ARHGDIG
Product: Rho GDP dissociation inhibitor gamma
Exons: 6
Coding region: 241-921 (226 amino acids)
Biological process (GO): Rho protein signal transduction
Cellular component (GO): cytosol; membrane; cytoplasm
Molecular function (GO): protein binding; Rho GDP-dissociation inhibitor activity
Source: RefSeq, a predicted model, not a curated record